UUUCAAAAAAUCGAUUUUUUUUUUUUUGCAUUUUCUUAAAGUAUAAUAUUUUAAAAAUAUUGUGUGAAAAUUUGAAGUGAAUCCGACAAAUUCUUUUCGAGUUAUUUAACAAUGACCAAAGGACGCUCGGGUGCUACGUGGCAUUCGAGAGCAGGUAGCUAGAAACAGCUGCAAGCAACCGACUUUUCGGGUUUCAUUGUCAUGAAUAUCUCCCCAUUUUAAUGUAUUUAUAAUUAUAUAUAUAUAUAUAUAUAUAUAUAUAUAUAUAUAUCCUUCUACAUAUAUUCACAAUUUGUAGGUAGUACAAGAACUGAAAAAUAAUUUUUGGUUGCCAGUAUACCUGUAGUCGUUGCACUGAUCAGUCGAUAGUUUUGUGAUAAAUUAUUUCUCAAGUGAAUUAAAUUAUUAACCAUGGGACGUGAUUCUAGAAAGGUUUCAAGAGAACUUCGGAGUUCUGAAAAAAUUAAUAAGUCGCGUUCAGUCAAAAGAAAGAAUGUUUUUAAUCCGAAAACAGCCGAACGUGAUGAAAGUAUUCAGAGUACAUCUUCUAAAAAAUUAAAACAAAACACUGAAGAUGAUGUACCUGAAGACAGCAGUACUGAAUUUCGAAUAAUAAAUUUUAUUCAGGUAUUCACUGCAAUUUCUGCUCUUAUAAAAUGUAAAAAAUGUGAUGGAAAUGUAGUGUUUCAAACAGCAAGUACACGUGGGCUGGGAUUCAAAAUUGUAGUUGCAUGUAAUAACUGUGGAAAUGAAUAUAUUCCUUCCUGUUCUUUCGUUGGGCAUUCUUAUGAAAUAAACAGACGUUUCAUUUUUGUAAUGAGAAUACUAGGAAUAGGAUACGAAGGAUUGUGCAAGUUUUGCGGCCUGAUGGACAUGCCGUCUUUUUUAGAUAAAUCUACGCAUACAAUUUUACUGAAACAGAUUUUGAAUUGUAGUAAAGCCGUCGCAGAAACCUUCAUGACGAAAGCUGUGAAUGAAGAAAAGCAAGCAAUGCCAACAACUGAAAAUGAAGAUAUAAAUCAUCUAACUGUAUCGGGAGAUGGAACCUGGCAAAAACGGGGAUAUACAUCGUCAUUUGGAGUUUCUUCUAUAAUUGGCUAUUUUACUGGAAAGAUUCUUGACAUAAACAUUAAAAGUGCAUAUUGUAAGCUAUGUGAGUAUUGGAAAAAAAAAACAAAUACUGUUGAGUUCGAGGAAUGGUAUCAAUCGCAUGAAGAUGUGUGUUCUGCUAAUCAUCAAGGGUCUUCUGGGAAAAUGGAGGUGGAUGCGAUGGUCGAAAUGUUUUCGUAUUCUGAAACUAAAUAUGGAGUUAAGUAUGCCAACUAUAUUGGUGAUGGUGACUCCAAGACCUAUUCAGGAAUUAUAAAAUCAGAUCCUUACGAAAAUACAACUGUAAAUAAAAAGGAAUGUAUAGGGCAUGUCCAAAAGCGGAUGGGGAGUCGAUUACGUACGCUGAAGAGUAAACAAAAAGGUCUUGGUGGUCGAGGUAAGCUCACAGGAAAAUUAAUAGACAAACUAACUGUGUACUAUGGUUUAGCAAUACGCCGGCAUUGUGAUUCUAUUGAAAAUAUGAAAUCUGCUAUAAUGGCAACCUUUUAUCACUACGGCUCGAGUGAUGAAAAACCGAAUCAUGAUAUGUGUCCAAAAGGCGAAGAAUCUUGGUGCUCUUACCAGCGCGCUGAAGCAAGAGGAGAGCUUGAUACCUUUUCUCACGAUUAUUCUCCUUUACCUUCUGAUGUUUUAAAAGCUAUCAAGCCUAUAUACGAAGAUCUUAGUAAUGAAAAUUUACUUUCAAGAUGUGUAGGUGGAUUCAAUCAGAAUAAUAAUGAAAGCUUUAACCAACUAGUAUGGAAAAUAUGCCCAAAAACGGUAAAUACUAGUUUUACUAUCGUACAAAUAGCUGCAUACGUUGCUAUGUGUAUAUUUAAUGAGGGUAUAAAUUCAUUAUUAGUCUUGAUGAAUACACUAGGACUUAAUUGUGGGCCUAAUUCUCAUCGGUAUGCAGAAAGAAUGGAUGCUGCACGUAUCAAAGUAGCAGAUAAGCGCGCUAAUGAUAACACCCGAGAAGGUCGAUUGCAACGUAGGCACCAGCAAAUCGAUAUUUUGGAAGCUGCUAUGUCGGCUGAAGAGCUAUUAUAUGGUCCAGGAAUAGAUGACUCAGUAUGAAUCUCCAAGGACUUAUGAUGAUCACCGCAAAGGACUUCGGGAGGAACGGGCUCUACAAAAACAGCGAUAACUUUUUGAAUUAUUAAUUUUUUUUUUUGAAAUUUUCGUGAAGUCAAAUCGAAACGUGUUCUAAUAAAGCUAUGUUUUUAUUUUUGUCAAAUAAAGUAAUUAACUACAAAAAAAAAAUUAUUGAAAAUCAUC
Messenger RNA from Microplitis mediator, 2367 nucleotides. RefSeq lists its product as uncharacterized. The record is from RefSeq and is a predicted model, not a curated record. The transcript is spliced from 2 exons. Lineage: Eukaryota; Metazoa; Arthropoda; Insecta; Hymenoptera; Braconidae. Bases 412 to 2166 code for a protein of 584 amino acids.